Molecule: messenger RNA, 1782 nt
Organism: Vigna radiata var. radiata (mung bean)
Lineage: Eukaryota; Viridiplantae; Streptophyta; Magnoliopsida; Fabales; Fabaceae
Product: putative clathrin assembly protein At5g57200
Exons: 15
Coding region: 1-1782 (593 amino acids)
Biological process (GO): vesicle budding from membrane; clathrin-dependent endocytosis; clathrin coat assembly
Cellular component (GO): clathrin-coated vesicle; clathrin-coated pit
Molecular function (GO): phosphatidylinositol-4,5-bisphosphate binding; SNARE binding; clathrin heavy chain binding
Source: RefSeq, a predicted model, not a curated record
AUGGGAACGUUUCAGAGCUUCAGAAAAGCCUAUGGAGCUCUCAAGGAUUCUACCAAGGUUGGCCUUGCCAAAGUCAAUAGCGAAUACAAGGAGUUGGAUAUUGCAAUUGUAAAAGCUACCAAUCACGUCGAAUACCCUCCCAAGGAGCGUCAUGUUCGAAAAAUAUUUUAUGCAACAUCAGCACACCAGCCACGAGCAGAUGUAUCAUACUGCAUUCAUAAACUUUCUAAGAGACUUUCCAAAACACGAAGCUGGAUAGUUGCUAUAAAGGCAUUAAUAGUCAUUCAUAGGACUUUAAGAGAGGGUGAUCCUACCUUUAGAGAAGAGAUGCUUAACUACUCACGCAGGGGACAUAUUCUCCAAAUAUCCAAUUUCAAAGAUGAUUCAAGCCCUCAAGCAUGGGAUUGUUCUGCAUGGGUUCGAACCUAUGCACUAUUUUUGGAAGAAAGACUUGAAUGCUUUAGGGUGCUUAAAUAUGAUAUAGAAUCAGAACGUUUGACAAAAGCAUCACCAACUGCAACUAAAGCACACAGUAGAACUCGAUCACUGAAUAGUGAGGAGCUGUUGGGGCAGUUACCUGCUCUGCAACAACUCCUAUAUCGUCUUAUUGCUUGUCAGCCUGAAGGAUGUUCUUAUAGCAACUACCUAGUGCAGUAUGCAUUGGCUCUGGUUUUGAAAGAAAGUUUCAAAAUAUAUUGUGCACUCAAUGAUGGAAUCAUCAAUCUCGUGGAUAUGUUCUUUGAUAUGACAAGACAUGACGCAGUGAAGGCUCUAAACAUUUAUAAAAGAGCUGGUCAACAGGCUGAGAAUCUUGCUGACUUCUAUGAAUAUUGCAAGGGCUUGGAACUUGCAAGAAAUUUCCAGUUUCCAACACUGAGACAGCCACCUCCCUCUUUCCUUGCAACUAUGGAAGAAUACAUUAGAGAAGCACCUCAAACAGGAUAUGUUAACAGGAGAUUGGAAUAUCAAGAAAAUGAUGAAUCAUCUAAAGAAGAUUCAGAAUCCGAUGAAACUGAAGAGCCUGAAGAAAAUGAAGAACACUAUGAGGAAUUCAACGAGGAAGAUUCGGUAGCAGGAGAUGAAACACAAUCUAAGGAGGAGGUGGAGGUGGAAGUUGAGCCUCCUCCUUUGAUAUCAACCGAUGAUGGUGCAAAUGAUUUGUUGGGGCUUAAUGAAAUAAAUCUAAAAGCUAUGGAACUGGAGGAAAACAAUGCUAUGGCUCUUGCAAUUGUACCACCUGGUGGAAGUAACCCAAACAAUCUUACAUUGAGUACCAUUGAUGGAACUACUGGUUGGGAACUUUCAUUAGUUACAGCACAAAGUAAACAUACUGGUCAAGCCACAGAUCGCAAAAUGGCCGGUGGUUUUGAUACGCUGUUAUUGGACAGUCUGUAUGAAGAUGAAAAUGCCAGAAGACAACUUCAACUCCAAAAUGCAGGUUAUGGACAUGGAGGAACCGCCAUGGAUGUACAGAACCCUUUUGAUCAUUAUAACCAACAAGAUCCUUUUGUAAUGUCCAACAACAUAGCACCUCCAACCAAUGUGCAAUUGGCACUCAUGGCUCAACAACAACAACAACAGAUGAUGUUCCAACAUCCACAAAUGUUGUACCAACAACAACCACAACAAAACAACAUGAUGAUGAUGAUUCCUCACCAGCAGCAACCACAAAACCAAUACUCUCAGCAUCCAGAUUCUCAUAAUCCAUUUGGAGAUCCUUUGCCAUUACCAAACUAUAAUCAGAAUUACAUGCCCCAACAAGGAAAUUACAAUUUAAUGUAG